Oldenlandia corymbosa var. corymbosa is the source of this 2610-nucleotide messenger RNA. NCBI's taxonomy places the organism in Eukaryota, Viridiplantae, Streptophyta, Magnoliopsida, Gentianales, Rubiaceae. The record is from the annotation of a GenBank genome assembly.
AUGGCUGCUGUUGCUGUGGUGGCGCCAUUCUUUCCGUGCCAUCAUCCCCUCCCUAUUUUCCACCACUGUCACCAUUAUCAUAAAUCAACUCGAAAUCCAAUCCUUAAUCCAUUACGCAAAUUCCCUGUUCCCACAAUUCCCCCUCCUGUUCUGGGCACGAAUUCGCUUAGCCCAGUUACUGAAAGUUCUUUGCUUGGUGAAAUAACAAAGCUUUGCGAAUCUAAAUUUCUCACUGAAGCCUUGGAUUUGCUUCAAGGAAACCCGGGAGAAACCUUUCUUGAUCAAACCCAAAAAAGUUUAGCAUUGGGAAUACUGUUACAGGCUUGUGGUGUGCAGAAAGACAUUGAAAUUGGGAGACAAGUUCACAGAUUGAUAAGGACGUCGACCCAUUUGAGAGACGACCCUGUACUCAAUACUCGAAUAAUUACAAUGUACUCAAUGUGUGGUUCUCCAUUAGAGUCUCGCUUUGUGUUUGAUAGGUUACAGGAGAAAAAUCUUUAUCAAUGGAAUGCACUUUUGAAAGGAUAUACAAGAAAUGAGUUAUACUGUGAUGCUUUAUGCUUGUUUGAGGAGCUGGUUUUGACGACGAGAUAUAGACCUGACAAUUUCACGUUUCCUUGCGUGAUUAAGUCUUGUGGGGAAAUUUUGGAUGUGGAUUUUGGAAAGUUAAUCCAUGGAAUGGCUGUGAAAUUGGGGUUGGCUUUUGAUGUUUAUGUCAACAAUGCUUUGAUAGUUAUGUAUGGGAAGUUUGGGUCUCUUCAUGAUGCCAGUAGACUGUUUGAACAUAUGCCUGAGAGGAACUUGGUUUCAUGGAACUCUAUCAUUUCUGUGAUGUCUCAAAGUUGGCAUUUUGAAGAAAGUUUCAACUUGUUUUUUGAAUUAUUAUUGGCCGAGGAACUGUCUCCAGAUUCGACAACUUUGGUGAUUAUUUUGCCUGCUUGUGCUGGGGACGGAGGUUUAAUGAAGGGAAAGGUUGUUCAUGGUUUGGCAGUGAAAUUGGGGAUCUCCGAGGAUUUGAUGGUGACCAAUGCAUUGGUUGACACGUAUUCAAAAUUUGGUCUUCUUUGCGAAGCAAGAAUUCUUUUUGACAGCAAUGCUAAUAAGAGUGUUGUUUCCUGGAAUUCCAUCAUUGGGGGUUAUUCUAGAGAAGGAGAUGUUGAUGGGACAUUUGAUCUACUUAGAAAGAUGCAUCUUGAGAGUAGCAUUAUGAAGCCUGAUGAAGUAACAGUGUUGAACACAUUGUCUGUCUGUUCAACAGCAUCCCAGCUUCUGAGCUUGAAGGAACUUCAUGGAUAUUCUAUUAGACAUGGAUUUGAAGAUGAGUUGUUAUCCAAUGCUUUUAUAACUUCAUAUGCAAGAUGUGGCUUAAUAGAAACUGCUAGGAUUCUCUUCGAUAGAUCGGAAAGUAAAACAGUAAGCACUUACAAUGCAUAUAUAGCCGUCUGUGCCCAAAAUGUGGAUUGUUCCAAAGCUCUAGAUAUCUGCCUUGAAAUGAGACAGUCGGGCAUUAAUGCUGAUGCAGUUACAGUUGCUAACCUUCUCGUUGCCUGCAGUCACUUAAAAUUACUUUUGCUUGGUAAACAAGUUCAUGGUUUUGUUCUUAGAAAUGGAUUGGAAGCAGAUCAUUUCAUUAGUUCUUCACUAAUCUCAUUCUACUUUAGAUGUGAGGUUCCGAGGCAUGCACAGGCUUUAUUCAACAUGAUGGACAUUAAAGGGUUGGUGGAUUGGAAUGCAUUGAUUUCUGGGUACUUCCAAAAUAAUUUGCCCAGUAUGGCUCUUGAUUGCUUCCGUCAGAUGUUAUCUGAUGGGUAUCAACCUGAUGAGAUCACCAUGGUAAGUGCCUUGGGUGCCAUUUCACAGUUAUCAGCUCUACAGAUUGGGAAAGAAGCUCACUGCUUCUCGUUGAAGGCAGACCUGUUGAAGGACAACUUGGUUGUUUGCGCACUAAUUGACAUGUAUGCGAAAAGUGGUUUGAUAGAAUUCUCUGAAAAGAUUUUCGAUCUGUCACAAGAUAAAGACGCUGCAAUUUUUUCAGCUAUGAUUUCUGGUUAUGCGAUUCAUGGACAUGGAGAGCUGGCAGAUAUGCUAUUUCGAGACAUGAGCAAACUGAGCCUGAAGCCUGACCACUUCACUUUCAUUGGCCUUCUAAAUGCGUGUAGCCAUGCAGGGCUCAUUGAAAAUGGUCUCAAGUAUUUGGCUGAGAUGCAACCAUUACACGGUGUGGAGCCUAAAUUGGAGCAUUACGCAUGCGUGGUUGACAUGCUUGCUCGAGCAGGACGAUUUGCAGAUGCUUUAGAUCUCAUUGGUGUGAUGCCUGUUGAACCAGAUGAAAAAAUUUGGAGCUCCUUGCUUAGUUCGUGUAUAAUUCACAAUGAGCUGAGUUUGGGAAAGAACUUUGUUGACAAAUUGUUGGAAGUUGCACCAAACAGAGCAGAGAGUUAUGUGCUAGUUUCCAACUUCUAUGCUACUUUUAGGAAAUGGGAUGAUGUGAGAAGGGUCAGGGGAAGAAUGAAAGAGAUAGGACUACAGAAGGAUGUAGGUUGCAGUUGGACUGAAGUUGGAGGGAAAAGCUAUAGCUUUAUAGCCAGUGACGAAAUGCUUCCUGAUUGA